CCGAUUCCAUGCCCUUUUUCGUCUCAACAAAAUUAAAAUUAAUAAAGCGAUAAAAAUUAACAAGUGAAAUAAUUUUGUCCAUCUUCUGCUCUCAAUCUCAUUCUGAGACAGACAAUCAGAUCUUAUUCUUCUUCACCUUUGCUGAAUCCAAUCUCUCCAGGAAAAAAUCGUUUCCACGUGCCAUACCCUAAUCCUUGGAUCCGCUGAUGUAACCCUCGCUGAUUUCCUCUUUCGAGUUUUUCCCUGUUUUUUUUUUUUUUUUCGUGUCGGAAAAAGGGAGCUCUACGAUGGAUCCGGAAGAAUUUCGGGCGAUUUUGUCGAGAUCGGGAGUCGGAAUUUGGGCGAUGAUUGAGGCGGCGAUUAGAGUCGCCAGCUCAGACUACGGCGAGGAGUUGCGCCGCCGCCGCGAUAAAAUUGUCGAGUCGCUUUACGCGCCGGCGGCGCAGCUCUGUCGGAGCUGCAACGGGGACGUCCACCAGAACGUCGCUCAGGACGAGCAGUAUUAUCCGCAAAAUAUUAGUACCGUUUAUAAUAAUAGUGAUGAUAUUGAUAACAAUAUUAGUAAGAAGUAUAAUAAUGAUGAUGAUAAUAACAAUAUGAAUUCGAAUGAGGAUUUUAGUAAGAGUCCGUCGACUCCGGAGUCAAACCAUCGGGAUUUUAGUGGUGGAGAAGCCGAAGAGGAUUUGGACCCCUACGGAGGGUUGUUUGAUGAUGAGCAGACCAAAAUUGUCACCAUCAAAGAGCAGCUGGAAGAUCCAAACCAGAGUGAAGAUGCUGUGGUGGAAUUGCUCCAAAACCUGGCAGAUAUGGAUAUCACGUUUCAAGCUCUGAAGGAAACUGAUAUAGGAAGGCAUGUGAAUCGAUUGCGAAAGCAUCCAUCAAAUGAAGUUCGCAGAUUGGUGAAGCAGCUUGUCAGAAAAUGGAAGGAAACUGUGGAUGAAUGGGUUAAGGUGAACCAACCACAAGGAACUUCAAACCUCAUUGCUGAUGGGGACUCACCUCAGCAGAGCAUACCCAAAAAUCAAGAAAAUGGCCAUCACCAGGUUCCAGAUUUUGGGUACUCCCCGAAUCCACAGAAUGGGAGGUCUAGUGUGGAAAGGAAUUAUGCAGAACAUGAAACAAAGCCCAGACAACCACAGUUUGCUCCUCGAAGAGAAGCUCCAUCAAAACCACCACAAUCAGUUCCUAAAUCUGCUUCUGCUCCACCAAAUAGAGCACAAAGAGAACCAGUCAUAGAUGAUGAGAGGCUGAAUUCAGCAAGAAGGCGGCUUCAAGAGAACUACCAAGAAGCUCAGAACGCCAAAAAGCAACGGACGAUUCAAGUGAUGGAUAUUCAUGAGAUUCCCAAACCAAAGAACGCCUUCUUUGCCAAGAACAAAGGCGGCUUUCAAGGGAGGCACCAUCGGUGAUUGACAUAUUUUGUUUUAGGUUUCUACCCCAUUAUUGCAUCCAACUUUGUUUCUGAAAAGGGCCUUUCCACAAAGCAGUUGGCUUAGCCUGCUUUUUACACUUUGUCUUUAUGCAUGAAUUGAAGUAUAGAACUAAUGUUAAUCUGUGGUUUAAAUUUAUACUACUGAGUAAUUUUUGCCACUAGUGCCUCAAAUCUACUGCAAAAUGCAUAACUGGCUGAGUUGCUUUUUUUCUUUUGGCUUCUUAUGUUAGUGAAUUUAUUAGAAGGCCAGAGAAGAUAGUGUUGAGGCUUUAGAAGCAGUAUUUGGGUAUUUGCAAAUAUUACAGGUUACCGUUAGUACUAUUUGUUUUCUGGCUGUUAUUUAGACCUUGGCUUGUCCUCAAA
Sesamum indicum (sesame) is the source of this 1795-nucleotide messenger RNA. Its product is annotated as putative mediator of RNA polymerase II transcription subunit 26c. The record is from RefSeq and is a predicted model, not a curated record. NCBI's taxonomy places the organism in Eukaryota, Viridiplantae, Streptophyta, Magnoliopsida, Lamiales, Pedaliaceae. Gene Ontology annotation, cellular component: nucleus.